AUGGAACACAGACAAUGUGAUUCUGUUGAAGCUAUUGAAAAAGCUUCUCAAACCUUCAAAGAGAGUGGCAAACUUGAAAGCAUCUUAGAGAGUGUAAAACAAUUAAAACAGAAAUUGAUGGGUGCAAAGGAAGAACAAGAGAAGAAUAUUACAGAACUAGAAGACACCUUAGACAAAAUCACAAAAGAAACUGAAAAAGAAGUAAAUGAUGUUGUUCGUCUCAUCGAAAGAUUAAAAACGGAACAUUUGCAAGAGGUAACUAGUGCUGUUAAAAAAGGCAAAGAAAUGCUGAAUCGAAUUGUGCUCACUGUUAGUGAUGGAAUUAAUUGUGCGGACAAACCUUCUUCAAUGAUUAAAUGUUCUACAGCUAUGCACACAUUUCAACAGUUGGAGAAAGUUAAAUUCCAGACCAGUAAAAUUCAUAUACUGACAGACAGAGAACCUGUUUUGAAGGAAAUAGGAAAUAUAUGUAAAAUUGGAAAAGUUAACGUCAAUGAAUUUGUUCAAGAUGUUUCAAAGGCUAAUUUUGAUGUGAGAAAUAUUUUGCUAUCUUCAGUUACUGAAGUUAAAAUCAGGGAAGGACGUUGCAGAAAUGGAAUUUUUCUGUCGAAUACACAACUUAUAUUUACUGAUAGUAAAGGGAAAAAACUUCUUUAUGGAGAACUUGCUGAAAAAGAAUGGACAUGGAUUAAAAACAUUGAACCAUUAGAUGAUCCUUUCUGCCUUUUGCUAAAUGGAGAUGAAUUAGUUGUUGCCUGUGUUGGAUCAAAAUCUAUUGAAGCGUUUUCAAUAUCUGACUUCAGAAAAUUAAGAAGCAUAAAAAUGAAUAUGAAAAUUUUUGGGUUGUCGCACAUGAAGGGCUAUUUCUAUGGAGCUUGUGGCAAUAAGAUAGUGAGGUUCGAUAAUUUAGGGAAUAUUAUAAAUGAAUUGGAAACAUCUGGCCAAAAUGCUAUGAAUGUUAUUACCACAGACUGUGGACUUAUUGUAUAUAGUGACUGGAAGAUGGACAGUGUUACUGCAAUUACUGAACAGGGAGACACAGUAUGGAAUUAUACAAGUCUUGAUCUGAAAUGUCCAUACGGCUUGGAAAUAGAUUUGUUAGAAAAUAUGUAUGUUGCUGGCAUGCAUAGUAACAAUAUUCAUGUGAUAUCAAGUACAGGUGAACUUGUUCGGUUGUUCCAAAAUAUUAUUAAAAAUCCAGUAUUUAUGAAAAUGAAUGAUGAAAGAAGUAUGUGUUGUGUAUGCAGUAAUUAUGAAACCAUAAAAUUUUUUGAAAUGAAGUAG
Messenger RNA from Saccostrea echinata, 1284 nucleotides. RefSeq lists its product as uncharacterized. The transcript has a single exon. The coding region runs from base 1 to 1284 and encodes 427 amino acids. NCBI's taxonomy places the organism in Eukaryota, Metazoa, Mollusca, Bivalvia, Ostreida, Ostreidae. The record is from RefSeq and is a predicted model, not a curated record.